AUGAAAUACGGAGUUUGCAGUUUUAGUGGCCACUCAAUUUACAGAGGAAAAGGUCGCAUUGUUGUCUUUUCAAAUGGAUCUUCCUUUUUAUUAGGUAAUAGAAAGAGUCGUAGUUAUUUUAUGCGUAAAAUGAACCCUAAGAAACUUAGCUGGACUUUGGCCUCACGAAUUAGUCGUAAGAAGGCCACAGCCUUUAAAGUCUCUAAAGUUCAAGCACCAAAGGUAGUUAAGUCAAUUCGGUCCUUUGUUGGUCUUUCCUUAGAUGAGCUGAAGAACAAAAUGGGUGCUGAGGAGGUAAAGCAAGAGCCUUCAGUGCGAUUUAGCAAACGGGAUAAGAUAAAGAGAGUUUCACAAAGCAACUAA
Messenger RNA from Nematocida homosporus, 363 nucleotides. RefSeq names its product large subunit ribosomal protein L24e. Bases 1 to 363 code for a protein of 120 amino acids. Gene Ontology annotation, cellular component: cytosolic large ribosomal subunit. Gene Ontology annotation, biological process: cytoplasmic translation. The transcript has a single exon. Lineage: Eukaryota; Fungi; Microsporidia. The record is from RefSeq and is a predicted model, not a curated record. Gene Ontology annotation, molecular function: structural constituent of ribosome; mRNA binding.